Orycteropus afer afer is the source of this 1680-nucleotide messenger RNA. It is a transcript of the gene SPATA18, whose product is annotated as spermatogenesis associated 18. Bases 1 to 1680 code for a protein of 559 amino acids. The record is from RefSeq and is a predicted model, not a curated record. Gene Ontology annotation, cellular component: mitochondrial outer membrane. Lineage: Eukaryota; Metazoa; Chordata; Mammalia; Tubulidentata; Orycteropodidae. The transcript is spliced from 11 exons. Gene Ontology annotation, biological process: mitochondrial protein catabolic process; mitophagy by internal vacuole formation.
AUGGCAGAACACCUGAGGAAACUUGUCUCGAACGAAUAUUUACGAUCACUGCCUGAGAAGCUUGACUGCUGGCUGAGGGAGUACAACACAAACUCAUGUGACCAAAAUCUAAAUAUUUGCCUUGAACUCAUUGAGCAAGUUGCCAAGCUGCAGGGACAACUCUUUGGAAUCCUCAGUACAGCAGCCAAGGAGGGAGGACAUUAUGCUGGAGUGGAAAUAAUCAAAUCACGACUUUUGCCUUGGCUAGAGGCUUCCUUUACUGCUGCUUCCAUGGGAAAGCCUGUUGAUGGCACAGUCCCCUCUCUACAGGACACAUUUGAUAGGGAAAGAAAUUCUCUUUUUCGGGAUCAGGACCUACAGUUAGACUCUGAGUUGGGCUCAACCCGUAAUCAACUCAAAAAGGUUCAAGACGAUCUGACUGAAACUGAAAAGACUCUUGAAGAAACCAAGAACAGAUCGGCCAUAUCCCUUUUGGCUGCAGAGGAGGAAAUAAAUCAGCUAAGACAGCAGCUUAAAUCUCUUCAAUCCCAAGAAGACCGCCACAGGAACUCAGACUACUACUCAGACUACCGGGGCGGAGAGCGGGGUAGGAGCAUAGACCACAAGAGUAUAGACCUGAGGGGAGCAGAGCCACGGGCCUCAGAACCACGGGGCUCUGAGGCACAGUACAUAGACCUGAAGAACUUAGACAGAAGGAACACAGACCAGCACAACCCCGAAGUGAUAUCUGACUAUGAGAAACAGCUCCGAACACUCAAGGACGAGAUCGCUGUUCUGUCUGCUGAAAAGAAUGUACUCCAAGGAAGGUCUGUCAGGAGCCGGUCUCCUAGCCCUGCCCCUCGCAGUCGGUCGGCCAGCCGGACUGCCAGCCGGGCGGCCAGCCGGGCUGCCAGCCCUUCCACUGCAGUUGCGAAAAUUAGAACCCCAUCGCCCAAUCGCUCCAAAUUGUCCAGUGUGGCGCGCAAGGCUGCCCUCCUGUCUCGGUUCAGCGACGCCUAUUCCCAGGCCCGUCUGGAUGCACAGUGCCUGCUGCGGCGCUGCAUAGACAAAGCUGAGUUGGUGCAGCGGAUCAUCUACAUUGCCACAGUGGAAGCAUUCCAUGUAGCUAAAAUGGCAUUCAGACACUUCAAGAUCCGUGUGAGGAAAACGUUGACACCAUCUUAUGUGGGGUCAAAUAACUUUGAAGAUGUCGUCUCAGAUUAUAUCAUUUGUCAUCUUGAUCUAUAUGAUGCCCAAAGCAGUGUUAAUGAUGUGAUACGAGCCAUGAAUGUCAACCCCAAGAUUUCGUUCCCUCCUGAAGUUGACUUUUGCCUCCUCAAUGACUUUAUUCAGGAGAUAUGUUGCAUUGCCUUUGCAAUGCAGACCUUAGACCCACCCCUAGAUAUUGCAUUUGGGACUGAUGGAGAAGUUUUCAAUGAUUGCAAGUACCGUCGCAGCUAUGACUCAGAUUUCACCGCUCCCUUAGUCUUCUACCACGUGUGGCCUGCUCUCAUGGAGAAUGAUUGUGUCAUUAUGAAGGGAGAAGCUGUCACCAAGAGAGGGGCUUUUUGGAAUUCGGUGCGGCCUGUAACUCGAUGUCGAAGUCGGAGUCUAAGUCCUGUUUGCCCCCGUAGCCGUAUUGGUUUAAGCACGGUACAUAUCUGUCUAAUCAUUUAUUACACAAAAUCGUUCUAUGAUUGA